GGGCUAGUUUCAGUUGGGUUAUCUACAGUCACAAAACAACCCUAAAGAAGUAUUCUAGAACUAGAAGAAAACAGCAGAAGAAUGAAGUGUGUUGUAUCUGUGCUAGUGUUGCUGUUUUCCUGUCUACCUGGGGCAUGGCCUCAGCAAGACAGGGAUGAUAGUGUGAAAAACAUUCAAGAAACAUGUCAACCUGACAUCCAUACUGUUCUGAGAGAGAUGACUGCUUCCAUGGCAGAGCAGAGAACAGAGCUGAAACAGACACAGGCACAGCUGCAAACUUUACUGGACCAACUGAAAACCACUGAAAGCCAAAUGGAGGAAGUAAGAAAACAGAAUAGAGAGCAGUCAAAUGUGGCCUUUGCAGCAUCUUUGGGAGUGCGUGGAAAUACUGGACCCUUCAACACAGAUACUACGGUGGCCUACAGAAACAUCUUCACCAACACUGGCAACGCUUACAAUUCAAACACAGGGAUCUUCACAGCACCAGUGAGAGGACUUUACUACUUUAGCUUCUCCGGUUGUAACCAAUCCUCCAAACCAAUGGGUCUGCAGCUGUUUAAGAAUGGGGUCAAGCAGGUCACUGUGUACAACCAUGCUGGAGGAACCACCUAUGAGACUUCCACCAAUGGGAUCACACUGGAACUGUAUGUGGGAGAACAGGUCUACAUCCGCCUACUGGCUAAUACAUGGCUUGCUGAUAGUGAGAACAACCACAACACUUUCAUUGGCCAUCUGCUUUUCCCACUCAUUUGAGUGGCAAUCCGACUCCAUGAUGUGUUAUCUUCACAAUGUAUUGUGCAUUCUGGUGAGAUAUAAGAGAACUCAAUAAAGCAGCAGCCAUUAAAUUC
Esox lucius (northern pike) is the source of this 848-nucleotide messenger RNA. RefSeq names its product complement C1q tumor necrosis factor-related protein 3-like. Lineage: Eukaryota; Metazoa; Chordata; Actinopteri; Esociformes; Esocidae. The transcript is spliced from 3 exons. The record is from RefSeq and is a predicted model, not a curated record. Bases 82 to 753 code for a protein of 223 amino acids. Gene Ontology annotation, molecular function: protein binding.